CGCCGGCGACGCUCUGGAGGGGAUAAGGGCGCUCCUCCGGCGCCUCGAGACCCUCCCCUGCCACUCCGCUCCCACUUGCCCCCUCUCUCCCUCUCACUCCCCCCUCCUCCAGAUCCAUCGCAGCCGACGCGCCCGUCACCAUGGCCGACCUCGCCUGCGCGCCCGUCGUCGGCCAGGAGGUGCCCUCGAGCUCCCUCGUCGCCCGCUUCGUCGUCCCCGACCGCGCUCGAGCUCGUAGCCACCACAUCGUCGAGACCGCGCCGUCUUCCACCUCCGGCCACCACGACGCUGCCGCUGCUCCGCCAUCCUCUGCUGCUCCUAAACCGCUCGCCGGCCUCCUUGCGCCGCCAGAUGACGGAUCCCAGGAGCCAGAUGCCACCACCGACGAGUACUACUACUACCCCGAGGGUUCUCGUGAUCACAUCCACCGGAGAGCUGGAUUAUCUGCAAGUAUUCCUUUGAAAGUAUAA
This is a messenger RNA of Triticum aestivum (bread wheat), 470 nucleotides long. RefSeq lists its product as uncharacterized. The coding region runs from base 141 to 470 and encodes 109 amino acids. NCBI's taxonomy places the organism in Eukaryota, Viridiplantae, Streptophyta, Magnoliopsida, Poales, Poaceae. The transcript has 3 exons. The record is from RefSeq and is a predicted model, not a curated record.